This is a messenger RNA of Camelina sativa (false flax), 528 nucleotides long. RefSeq lists its product as uncharacterized. Gene Ontology annotation, molecular function: metallopeptidase activity; protein binding. Lineage: Eukaryota; Viridiplantae; Streptophyta; Magnoliopsida; Brassicales; Brassicaceae. The record is from RefSeq and is a predicted model, not a curated record.
UAUAUUCUUUUUCCUUAACUAACUUGGACACAGAAUGACCAUAUCAACAGGCAGAACUACUCGGGUGAUUGGAUGGUACCACUCCCAUCCUCAUAUUACCGUCCUUCCUUCCCAUGUCGAUGUUCGGACACAAGCUAUGUAUCAGCUUUUAGAUUCUGGGUUUAUUGGCCUCAUAUUUUCCUGUAUUAGUGAAGAUGCUAACAAGGUUGGUAGCAUUCAAGUUAUCGCUUUCCAAUCCUCUUAUGGAAAGCCUAAUGCUACUCCUAAAUCAAUGAGCCUGGUACUUGCUAAUAAAGAUUCUGUCAUCGAUUUAGAAUCGUCAUUAAGUUCUUCAGACUCUAUAUUUCCGAGAUCCUCUUCUCGUCACUGAGCAAGACACAAGUGAUACUGCUACAACUUCCGGAUCCAAGGUCUCUUUUGCCUAAAUCUGUAGAAACUCACUCGAGCUUAAUGAAACUUGUCAAAUUGUAAUUUGUGCCUAGUCUAGUAACUCAUUUUCCAAAUUCCUUGAGACAAUCAUGGGCUGAU